Microplitis mediator is the source of this 1856-nucleotide messenger RNA. It is a transcript of the gene UGP, whose product is annotated as UTP--glucose-1-phosphate uridylyltransferase. Bases 136 to 1662 code for a protein of 508 amino acids. The record is from RefSeq and is a predicted model, not a curated record. NCBI's taxonomy places the organism in Eukaryota, Metazoa, Arthropoda, Insecta, Hymenoptera, Braconidae. Gene Ontology annotation, cellular component: cytoplasm. Gene Ontology annotation, biological process: glycogen metabolic process; UDP-alpha-D-glucose metabolic process. Gene Ontology annotation, molecular function: UTP:glucose-1-phosphate uridylyltransferase activity. The transcript has 9 exons.
GGUCAGAUGAAUGACCUUCAUAAAGAUCUAGAGGUUAAAAUUAUAUACCACACCUUGGAUACCGAAAAAAGAAAAAAAAAUUUACUCAGACACAAAACAAGUGCAAGUUUGUUGUGGUUUUAAGCUUGUCAAACAAUGCUGUGUGUUGAUGAUAAAAAGUCUCGUGGACAUGCACGUCAGCCAUCUGACACUCAAGCUUUUCGAGAAAGGACGAAAAGAGAUGCUGAAAGCGAAAUGCAGUUUGAACUAAAUCGUCUUGAAGCGACAGCUCCACCGCAUCUACGAGAGCGGAUUAAAUUGGAGUUUGAUGGAUUCCAAAAACUCUUUCAAAAGUUCCUUCAAGAUCAAGGACCUUCGGUUGUAUGGGAACAAAUUCAAAAAUUACCUGAAGGAGCGAUCAGAGAUUACGAUUCUCUGGUAGAGCCAAGCCAUGAAGAAAUUCGUAAUAUGUUAAAUAAAUUGAUAGUUGUAAAAUUAAAUGGAGGAUUGGGUACCAGUAUGGGAUGUCAUGGACCAAAAUCAUCAAUUACUGUCCGCAAUGAUCUCACUUUUCUGGAUCUUACCGUACAGCAAAUAGAGCAUUUGAAUCGAGAGUACAAUGUGCGGGUACCAUUAGUUUUAAUGAAUUCCUUUAAUACGGAUGAUGAAACCCAGAGAAUUAUCAGAAAAUACAAAGGGAUAGAUGUUAUCGUUAAAACUUUUAAUCAAAGCUGCUUCCCUCGCAUCAGUCGAGAGUCUCUACUGCCUAUAGCUAAAAAUUGUGAUGUCGACGAGGAAAUGGAAUCCUGGUAUCCUCCAGGACACGGUGACUUUUAUGAGAGCUUCCAUCGAUCAGGUUUACUUGACGAAUUCAUUGAAUCUGGUCGCGAAUAUUGUUUUAUUUCAAAUAUUGAUAACUUAGGAGCGACGGUAGAUAAUAAAAUAAUGAAAUUAGUUCUUGAGCCGACAAGUGGUCCACAUGAAUUUGUGAUGGAAGUUACUGAUAAAACACGAGCUGAUGUUAAAGGAGGUACUUUAAUUCAGUAUGAAAAUAAAUUACGUCUUCUGGAAAUAGCACAAGUACCAAAAGAACAUAUAGACGAAUUUAAAUCUGUUAAGACUUUUAAAUUUUUCAAUACCAAUAAUUUAUGGGCCAAAUUGAGCGCUAUUCGCCGGAUAUUGACUGAGAAAACACUGGACAUGGAGAUAAUUGUUAACCCAAAGGAAUUGGAAGGCGGGCUGAAUGUUAUACAGUUGGAAACUGCUGUGGGCGCGGCUAUGAAAUCAUUUGACGGAAGUAUAGGUAUCCAUGUGCCACGGAGAAGAUUUUUGCCCGUCAAAAAAACCUCCGACUUGUUGCUUGUCAAAAGUAAUUUAUAUGAUCUGCGCAACGGAUCAUUAUUGAUGAGUCCCAAGAGAAUGUUCCCUGUUACGCCACUUAUCAAAUUAGGGGACAAUCACUUUGCCAAAGUGGCUGAAUUUUUACGUCGAUUUGCUAGUAUUCCAGAUCUUCUGGAACUAGACCAUCUAACUGUAUCCGGAGACGUAACAUUUGGUCGCGGUGUUUCACUACGUGGUACAGUAAUUAUAAUUGCAAAUCACGGUGAACGUAUUGAUUUACCAUCAGGUACUAUACUAGAAAAUAAAAUAGUGUCAGGUAAUCUACGUAUAUUAGAUCAUUGAAAAUGUAAAGUAGUUUUAUUUAAAAGUUAUUGUAUAAUUAAUGUGUCAAUUAAUCUUAAAAACAAGAGCUUCUUUGUAGUUCAAUGUUAUUUGUUUUAAAUAUUUCUCACCUAUGUAACAAAAAAAAAAAUUCUCAUACUUUUUUUUUAGUCUUUUGACGAAAUUAUACAAAAAUAAACUUAUAUAAAUAAAUA